Colletotrichum orchidophilum is the source of this 4212-nucleotide messenger RNA. Its product is annotated as ABC-2 type transporter. Gene Ontology annotation, molecular function: ATP binding; ATP hydrolysis activity; ABC-type transporter activity. Gene Ontology annotation, biological process: transmembrane transport. Gene Ontology annotation, cellular component: membrane. NCBI's taxonomy places the organism in Eukaryota, Fungi, Ascomycota, Sordariomycetes, Glomerellales, Glomerellaceae. The transcript has 4 exons. The record is from RefSeq and is a predicted model, not a curated record. The coding region runs from base 1 to 4212 and encodes 1403 amino acids.
AUGGAGUCUGACGGCACGCUGGGAGGCGGCUCAAACUAUGAGCAAUCCCUCGAACUCAACAACCUACCCGACGAUACCACAUGGGGCCUGAAGCACAAGGUCGAAGCGGCUCGACAGAGAGAUGAACGCUCGGGAUUUCCUGCCCGUGAGCUGGGCGUGACAUGGCAGAACCUCACUGUUCAGGCUGUCAGCGCCGACGCGUCGCUUCACGAAAACAUCUUCUCCCAAUUCAACAUUCCCAGGCUCGUCAAGGAGUCCCGCCACAAGCCUCCUCUGAAGACCAUUUUGGAUAAGACACAUGGCUGUGUCAAGCCGGGUGAGAUGCUCUUGGUCCUCGGCCGACCAGGAUCAGGAUGCACGACGCUGCUCAACAUCUUGGCGAACCACCGCCGAGGAUACACCUCAGUCACUGGCGAUGUUCACUAUGGCUCCAUGGCUGCCGAGGAAGCCCAGCAAUACAAAGGACAAAUCGUCAUGAACACCGAGGAAGAAUUGUUUUUCCCCACCCUGACGGUCGGCCAGACGAUUGACUUCGCUACCCGCCUCAAGAUUCCAUUCCACCUUCCCGACGGCGUUGCAUCCAACGAAGAGCUGCGGGUGGAGAACCGAGAUUUCCUCCUCGAGUCCAUGGGAAUCCAACACACCUUCGACACCAAGGUCGGCAACGAGUUCGUUCGUGGAGUCUCGGGUGGUGAGAGGAAGCGUGUAUCCAUCAUUGAGUGUAUGGCAACAAGAGGAUCAGUCUUCUGCUGGGAUAACAGUACCCGAGGCUUGGACGCCAGCACGGCCCUGGAGUACACCAAGGCGGUUCGUGCCAUGACCGACGUCCUCGGUCUUGCAUCCAUCGUCACCCUCUACCAGGCGGGUAACGGCAUCUACAACCUCUUUGACAAAGUCCUCGUGCUCGACAACGGCAAGGAGAUGUACUAUGGACCCAUGAAGGAGGCCAAACCCUUCAUGGAGCAACUCGGCUUCAUCUGCUCCGACGGCGCCAACGUGGGUGAUUACCUGACCGGUGUCACCGUUCCCACGGAAAGAGCCAUCCAGCAAGGAAAGGAAAAGUCGUUCCCUCGCACUCCCGAUGCGGUGCGAACUGCGUACGAACAGUCGGACAUCUACCCACGCAUGAUUGCCGAAUACGACUUCCCGACCCUGGAGGAGACCAAAGAGAAGACGAGGCUCUUCAAGGAGGGCGUCAAGGGCGAGAAGCACAAGCAGCUGCCCGCCAACAGCGCUCUCACGACUAGUUUCUACACCCAGGUCAGGGCCUGUAUCACCAGACAAUACCAGAUCCUCUGGGGUGACAAGGCGAGCUUGAUCAUCACGCAGGUGUCUACCUUGGCGCAGGCCCUCAUCGCCGGAUCCCUCUUCUAUAAGGCUCCCAAUACGUCAGGCGGUCUGUUCCUCAAGGGUGGUGCCCUCUUUUUCGCCCUCCUCUUCAACAGUCUAAUCUCCAUGGCCGAAGUCACCAGCUCCUUCACUGGCCGUCCCGUCUUGAUCAAGCACAAGUCCUUUGCAUUCUAUCACCCUGCAGCCUUCUGCAUUGCGCAGAUCGCUACUGACAUUCCGGUUACCCUGUUCCAAGUCUCCGUCUUCUCUAUUGUGCUGUACUUUAUGGUCGGACUGAAGACAUCUGCUGCGGCGUUCUUCACUUUCUGGAUUGUCGUCGUCGCGACUACCAUGUGUAUGACUGCACUGUUCCGUUCCAUCGGCGCGGGAUUUGCAACCUUUGACGCCGCUUCGAAAGCUUCUGGUUUCAUGGUCAGCGCUGUGGUCAUGUACUGUGGUUACAUGAUUGAGAAGGCUCAGAUGCACGAUUGGUUUGUUUGGAUCUUCUGGAUCAACCCUCUGUCAUACGCCUUUGAUUCUCUGAUGUCGACCGAGUUCUACGGACAACUGAUUCCUUGCGUUGGGAACAACCUCGUACCGCACGGCCCAGGAUACAAUGAUCUCGCUCACCAGUCGUGUGCUGGUGUCGCCGGCGCUGUGCAGGGAUCGACCACGCUCACCGGUGAACAGUACCUCUCCGCUCUGUCCUACAGCCACAGCCACGUCUGGAGAAACUUUGGCAUCGUCUGGGCCUGGUGGCUUCUCUUCGUCGCCAUCACCAUCUUCGCUACCUCGAGAUGGCGCUCGUCUGCCGAGGGCGGAGCGUCUCUCCUCAUCCCCCGUGAGAACGCCCACAUCCACCAGGCCAUCCGCAACGACGAAGAAGCCCAGUCUUCCGAGGAGACCGCCGCCGACAAUGGUAAGGCCGAGAACGAGAAGCAAGACAGUGACAGCAAUGACGACAACCUCGUCCGCAACACCUCGAUUUUCACCUGGAAGAACCUCACCUACACUGUCAAGACCCCCUCCGGAGAUCGCGUUUUGCUGGACAACGUCCAGGGAUGGGUCAAGCCCGGCAUGCUCGGCGCUCUGAUGGGCUCCUCCGGUGCCGGAAAGACUACACUGCUCGAUGUCCUGGCCCAGCGUAAGACCGACGGUACCAUCCACGGUUCCAUCAUGGUCGACGGCCGAGAACUGCCCAUGUCCUUCCAACGGUCUGCCGGAUACUGCGAGCAGCUUGAUGUCCACGAGCCCUACGCGACUGUCCGUGAGGCGUUGGAGUUCUCGGCUCUGCUCAGGCAGAACCGUGAUACCCCUCGCGCUGAGAAGCUGGCCUACGUCGACACGAUCAUCAACCUGCUGGAACUCCACGACCUCGCCGACACGCUCAUUGGAACCACUGGAAACGGCCUCUCCGUCGAACAGAGAAAGCGUGUCACUAUUGGCGUGGAACUCGUCUCGAAGCCUAGCAUCCUUAUCUUCCUCGACGAGCCCACCUCCGGAUUGGACGGUCAGUCCGCCUUCAACACCGUCCGCUUCCUUCGCAAGCUCGCCAACGUCGGCCAAGCUGUCCUCGUCACCAUUCACCAGCCAUCCGCCCAGCUCUUCUCCCAGUUCGACACUCUGUUGCUGCUCGCAAAGGGCGGCAAGACCGUCUACUUUGGCGACAUUGGCGAUAACGCAAAGACCAUCCGCGACUACUUUGGCCGCUACGGCGCCCCCUGCCCCGAGGAAGCCAACCCCGCCGAGCACAUGAUUGACGUCGUCUCCGGUCACCUGUCCAAGGGCAACGAUUGGAACCAGGUCUGGCUCGCCUCGCCCGAGCACGAGGCCGUCACCAAGGACCUAGACCACAUGAUCCAGGACGCCGCGGCCAAGCCCCCCGGAACCUCCGACGACGGACACGAAUUUGCCCUCCCCAUCAUGGACCAGAUCAAGAUUGUCACCCACCGCAUGAACGUCUCCCUGUACCGCAACGUCAACUAUGUCAACAACAAGCUCACCCUGCACAUCACAUCGGCCCUCUUCAACGGCUUCUCCUUCUGGAUGAUUGGCGAUUCGGUAGGCGACCUCCAGAUGCGCCUCUUCACCGUCUUCAACUUCAUCUUCGUCGCGCCCGGUGUGCUCGCCCAGGUACAACCCCUCUUCAUCGACCGCCGCGACAUCUUUGAGACCCGCGAGAAGAAAUCCAAAAUGUACUCCUGGAUCGCCUUCGUCACCGGCUCCAUCGUCUCCGAGGUCCCCUACCUCAUCGCCUGCGCCGUCCUUUACUACGUGUGCUGGUACUACACGGUCGGCUUCCCCGGUGCCUCCUCCCGCGCCGGCUCCACCUUCUUCGUCAUGCUCAUGUACGAGUUCGUCUACACUGGUAUCGGCCAGUUCGUCGCCGCCUACGCCCCCAACGCCGUCUUCGCCUCCCUCGUCAACCCGCUCCUUAUCGGAAUCCUCGUCUCCUUCUGCGGUGUUCUCGUGCCCUACUCCCAGCUCCAGACUUUCUGGAAGUACUGGAUGUACUACUUGAACCCGUUCAACUACCUCAUGGGCAGCAUGCUCGUCUUCGACAUCUGGGGCACCAAAGUCGAGUGCAGCAGCAAGGAGUUUGCCCUCUUUGACCCGAUCAACGGAACGACCUGCGCUGAGUACCUGUCGGACUACUUGAAGGGUGUCGGCUCCGCCAGCAACCUCAUCAAUCCGGAUGCCACCUCCGGGUGCAAGGUCUGCCAGUACAGCAACGGCAGCGACUAUCUGAAGACGAUCAACCUCAAGGAGUACUACUACGGCUGGCGCGAUGCUGGUAUCGUCGUCAUCUUCGUCUUCAGCUCGUAUGCCCUGGUGUACCUCCUCAUGAAGCUCCGAACCAAGACUUCCAAGAAGGCUGAGUAA